Molecule: messenger RNA, 1353 nt
Organism: Nannizzia gypsea CBS 118893
Lineage: Eukaryota; Fungi; Ascomycota; Eurotiomycetes; Onygenales; Arthrodermataceae
Product: methyltransferase
Exons: 2
Coding region: 1-1353 (450 amino acids)
Molecular function (GO): S-adenosylmethionine-dependent methyltransferase activity
Source: RefSeq, a predicted model, not a curated record
AUGGCGGCAAGUGCAGAAGAACUCUUCGAUGCCCUUGGGAAACGAUACGAAGACGCCUUCGCUGAUUGCCCCAAUCUCCAUAAAUUCUUAGAACUCGCAUUAAAAAGGCUGCCAGAGCAUAGCAGAGUCCUAGAUGUAGGCUGCGGAACCGGUAAACCAGUUGCCUAUACUCUUGCAUCUGCAGGCCACCAAGUUCAUGGAAUCGAUAGCUCCCAAACCAUGAUCAACAUUGCCUCCAGUCAAGCGUCCGGCAAGUUCGAGAAAGUUGAUAUGAGAAUAUAUGAGCCUGGAUGUACCUUUGAUGGCGUGUUUGCGAUUCUAUCCCUUUUUCAAUUUACACCAGGCGAAAUAUAUUCUAUGUGCUUCAAGUUCUCCGAAUGGCUGAAGCCUGGCGGGUAUCUGACUAUUGGCGUUACUCCAAGUACAGACUUGCCUCCCGGCGAGUACAUCUAUGAUUCCACAUGGAAUUGCACUCGCCAAAUGGGAAAACCAUGGAUGAACAGCUAUACCGACGAGUCAUUUUUUUCUGAGGAGCAGUGGAAGGAGAUUCUCCACAGUGUUAGAUUUGAGAUUGAGUCAGAAUCUCGCUAUUCUUUCACCCCGAAUGACCCGGAUUUCAACCGCGCUGAGGUUCAAUAUCUCCAACUAGCAAGGAAGGUUGAAGAUCAGCAUCUUCUGGGUCCAUAUCCGUGGCCAACUGAAAAUGAACUGCCCACCACGUCCUCUGCUUGUUAUUCUGCCAACAACCUAGUAAGCGAGCAGUUAGAUGCUCUUCUUAGAAGUUAUACGAAGGAGGAAGUCCUCUGUUUCGGAUGCAUUAAUAAAGACUGUGUGAGCACCAAGCCAAACAUUCGUACGUUUGACGGCUCUAUAGAAAAGUUGCCAUUCUCGGCAGAGCAGUUCGACGUUGUCUUGGUAUCAUGGAAACUCGAGUCUGCCGUCGAUAUGGAAGGAGCACUGGCAGAGAUAUUGCGCGUUACGAGGACAAAUCCAUCAUCUCGGAUCAUGAUAAUUCAGGGAGCACCAGACAAUGAAUUCAUUCGUUUCCUUAACACGACCUCCUGGCUUCCCAGCGCAAGGCACCAAGGCCGUCUUCUCCACUUUGCCAAAGAGUAUAUGGCAGGGCACGGGUUUGGUAAGGCUACGGUGAGCCAUAUUAGGGCGCAUUAUGCCUUCCCUGAUGAAGAUAUUUCGACAAAAUGCAAAGCAGCUGUUGAUCUCCUCGCUGGGGAUGCGUCUUCCAUUGGCGAUAGGGAGGGUCUUAUCUCAAGACUUGAACUUCAUUUCCGUGGAACUGAGCAUGCGAUUGGGCAUAAUAUGGUCAUGCUGGACAUGAACUUGACUGCAAAUUGA